This is a messenger RNA of Drosophila elegans, 468 nucleotides long. RefSeq lists its product as uncharacterized. The record is from RefSeq and is a predicted model, not a curated record. Lineage: Eukaryota; Metazoa; Arthropoda; Insecta; Diptera; Drosophilidae. The transcript is spliced from 2 exons. Bases 108 to 449 code for a protein of 113 amino acids.
CUCGCACAGACGCACUGAAUCCCAAUUAGGGAGCUCGAUUUGCCGCCAAACUGGAGGCCUUUAAAACGUGAAGAUUGGUUAACAGUGCGUCCAGUCAAUUGCGAAACAUGAAAGCGGCGAAAAGUGGCGACAGGAUGGCGUAUCCAUGGAUUAAUAUUAAACCCCUGCUGAUGUGGCUGCUAGCCUUAGCGUUCGUUUUCUUCAACUGCUGUCUGGGCGGCAAGACGACCACCUUUGUUAGCCACACAGACACUCUGGAUCCGCAGGCCGAUGGCUUCUGGGCCAACAAGACCACGUGGAACGCUCGGUGGGUGAAGUACUGGCGGGCCAAGAAGAUUUACGAGCCGGUGUGGAAGAAGGUCUGGACACCCACCAUCCACAACGAGUGGGUGCCCCUGCCCAAUGCCCCCAACGAGUGGGAGGUGGAGAAGGGCCACUCGUACAAAUGACACUGAGACUGAAUUUAGU